AUCUCCGGUCACCGUCUCUGCUGCCGUCGCCGGGAGCCACCUCACAGGGAAACAGGUCACUGCUGUUGGCCGUUGUCCAGAAGAGUAAAAGUGGGUCCUGCCACGCUCGGAGCUACCUGGCGCCUCACUGGGCUAGAGCUGGAGAACAAGUCCUGUGGUGGCCACCGGCGUGUGGCGGGACGGGAGCCCCCUUGGAGGGGGGCAGCCCCGAGAGAACCUCCUGUGGCCCGAGCGGUCAGUGUCUUCCGAUUCGCGCGACCGCGGUCCUGCCGCGACUGGUAAAAAUAAGUGACUAAAGAAGCAUAUCUGGGAGUCAUCUAACAUGUCGAGGAGAAGAUUUGAUUGUCGCAGUAUUUCAGGGUUGUUAACUACAACUCCUCAAACUCCAAUGAGAAUGGAAAACUUUAAUAAUUUUUAUACACUUACAUCUAAAGAGCUGGGAAGAGGAAAGUUUGCUGUGGUUAGACAGUGUAUAUCAAAAUCUACUGGCCAAGAAUAUGCUGCGAAGUUUCUGAAAAAGAGAAGAAGAGGACAGGAUUGUCGAGCAGAGAUUCUACACGAGAUUGCCGUACUUGAAUUGGCAAAAUCUUGCCCUCAUGUGAUUAAUCUUCAUGAAGUCUAUGAAAAUACCAGUGAAAUCAUUUUGAUAUUGGAGUAUGCUGCAGGUGGAGAAAUUUUCAACUUGUGUUUACCUGAGCUGGCUGAAAUGGUUUCUGAAAAUGACAUUAUCAGACUCAUUAAGCAAAUACUUGAAGGAGUAUGUUAUCUACAUCAGAAUAACAUUGUACAUCUUGAUUUAAAGCCACAGAAUAUAUUAUUAAGCAGCAUAUACCCUCUUGGAGAUAUAAAAAUUGUAGAUUUUGGAAUGUCUCGAAAAAUAGGGAAUGCAUGUGAACUUCGGGAAAUUAUGGGAACACCAGAAUACUUAGCUCCAGAAAUCCUGAACUAUGAUCCUAUUACUACAGCAACAGAUAUGUGGAAUAUUGGCAUAAUAGCAUAUAUGUUGUUAACUCAUACAUCUCCAUUUGUGGGAGAAGAUAAUCAAGAAACAUACCUCAAUAUUUCUCAAGUUAAUGUAGAUUAUUCAGAAGAAACAUUUUCAUCGGUUUCACAGCUGGCCACAGACUUUAUCCAGAGGCUUUUAGUAAAAAAUCCAGAGAAAAGACCCACAGCAGAAAUCUGCCUGUCUCAUUCUUGGCUACAGCAGUGGGACUUUGGAAACUUAUUUCACCCUGAAGAAUCUUCCACUUCCUCUCAAAGUCAGGAUCAUUCAUUAAGGUCCUCUGAAGACAAAACUUCUAAAUCCUCUUGUAAUGGAACCUGUAGUGAUCGAGAAGACAAAGAGAAUAUUCCAGAGGAUAGCAGCAUGGUUUCCAAAAGAUUUCGCUUUGAUAACUCAUUGCCCAAUCCCCAUGAACUUGUUUCAGAUUUGCUGUGUUAGCACUUUUCUCUUUGACUUACUGGACUGAAUUUGGAAUUUGAAAUCUACUCCAAUGUGAGAUUGUGGUUUGUAGCUUCAUUUAUGGCAUGUUUAUUUUGUAAAUGCACUUUUGCAUAGAAGUGUUUUAAUGCCAAAUUAUUAGUAACAGGCAUAAUUUUGUUUCCUGUUCUGAGAUACUAACUCUUCAGAGAAGAAAAUAUUUAAAUAUAUGACCAAAAUAAAGCUAUGCAUGUGAGUUUACAUGUUAAUUGAAGAAUUCAAGUUCAAAUGGAUUUAUCAAAAUAUUUUACAGGUGAGGAAAACAUUGAUUCGGGUUUAUAUUAUGGUUGAUAUAAAACUGAACAAAACGAAGGCAUUUGAAUUCAAUAGGUUCUAUGAGGUAAGUUCUAUAUACAUGCCUCUACUGACAAAAUUUUAUUAGGAUAACAAUGUCAAGUUUAAACAAGAAUAUUUACUAUUUUUAUAGAUGUGGGAUAUUUUAUAUUUGAAAAUAUUUCAAUCACAAAUAUUUUGAAACUGCCUAAGAUUUCCAGGAUAUAUGAUCUGCUACAUGAGACAAGUCCUUUAACCAGAGCAAAGAGGGAAAUUAGAAACCCAAUUAGGGAUAUUCUAUACAAGUUGGA
Messenger RNA from Puma concolor (puma), 2064 nucleotides. RefSeq names its product serine/threonine kinase 17b (gene STK17B). Gene Ontology annotation, molecular function: protein serine/threonine kinase activity; ATP binding. Gene Ontology annotation, biological process: positive regulation of apoptotic process; intracellular signal transduction; protein phosphorylation. The record is from RefSeq and is a predicted model, not a curated record. Gene Ontology annotation, cellular component: nucleus. Lineage: Eukaryota; Metazoa; Chordata; Mammalia; Carnivora; Felidae.